AUGGCUCCAAGAGAGAAAUCUACCGUCCUUAAAGGUACCGCUGGCGGCGGCGUAAUUUGCGAGGCUCGUUACAGAGGGGUGAGAAAGAGACCAUGGGGCCGUUACGCCGCCGAGAUCAGAGAUCCCGGCAAGAAGAGUAGAGUCUGGCUUGGUACGUUCGACACAGCCGAAGAGGCGGCGCGUGCUUACGACACGGCCGCACGUGAGUUCCGUGGCGCCAAGGCCAAGACCAAUUUCCCUACCCUCUCCGAACUCGUCGCCGACAAAAUAUCGACGGCUGAUAAUCGCAACGCCUCCGCCACUCGGAGCCCUAGCCAGAGCAGCACCGUCGAGUCCUCGGGCUCUGCGCCGCAGAUCAUCUCCAGUCCUCCAUCUCUCGACCUCAAUCUCGGCGGUGGAGCACCUUUUUCCGCCGUUUUCCCGACGGCGCGUCCGAUUUUAUUCUUUGACGCGUUCUCGAGACCUGAUUCCAUCACAGAUCAGUUCAAUAUGUUCACACUACGGCGAUCUGUGGCCGAUUUCCACCCCACUGUCUUCGGUGGUGUUCAUAGCGACUCUGACUCUUCCUCUGUUGUUGAUUAUAACUAUUCGGUCCGUAGUUCGUCAAGAAAAGUCCUCGAUCUCGAUCUGAACCUCCCUGCUGCACCGGAAAUCGAUUGA
Ilex paraguariensis (yerba mate) is the source of this 660-nucleotide messenger RNA. The record is from the annotation of a GenBank genome assembly. Lineage: Eukaryota; Viridiplantae; Streptophyta; Magnoliopsida; Aquifoliales; Aquifoliaceae.